CUUGCUUUCAAUGAGAAUUACAUAUCUUUAACUCACAUUUCUAUGUGAAUUUGGUCAGGUCGCCCAAAAAGUUCCACAGUGCAGCUUUAAAAACAAGACAUACUGUCUGAAUCACCAUCAGCAGCAGUCAGAUUAUUUGCACCAUAACACUUUAAAUUAUAGUAAUUCGUAGCACCAGUCUCUAUGGUCCUUUCUAAUCUCAUAACUGACAGCAUGGAAUCUGAAACACCCCUUGGCCACACAAAGCCUCCUUCACAACUCCACAAGAAAGGGAAGUGUUUCUGAAGUCUGGGAGUGGGGGAGUAUGGUUACAAACAGUUUUUUCUAGAUGCCGUUUUUUUUUGUUGGAACAAAAAGUUUUUUCUUUCAGCCGAUCCUGUUACACUAAUCCCUCCUCCGUCACGUCACAUCUCUCCUCUCCUGUCACAUCCCUCCUCCCUCUGUCACAUCCCUCCUCCCUCUGUCACACUCUGCUCAAUGUGUCCCUUCAAACACACACACACAUGCACACCACACAUACAACACGUGCAAAAUCUGACACAAAUUCUAUCUGUCCCUCACAUAUUGUAAUAAUUGUUAUCAAAUUAAACCCAAAUGAAGAAAUCAAAAGUCUGGCAAAAUCUGAAAUGUUACGUAAGAUAUUCAUGAGGGCAUCAACUAAGGAACAUUGCCUGAAUAAAGUACUAUCUUAGUCUAAAGCAUUUGUUAAACUUCCAUCAUGUUCCACGACCCAUAAUGCUUUGCAUCAUGCCCCGCCCUAAUUGCCCAGAGAAGAACUUGGGGCGAGUUCAGCAGGAUGUAACUUUUUGGAACGUUCAGAUAGAAAUUGGCUAUGUAGAACAAACAUGUCUCUCUGACACGUCGGCCCUAUUCAUGGAAUUUCUAUCUGCAACGUUCGAGAAGGUUUUUCAACUGAACGUGGCCCUGCUGGGCUAGAAGAUGAUGUCACAGGCAUAUAUCUCAUAUCUCCCCCCCCCCCCCCCCCCCCCCCCCAGAGGGAGGUGUGGUGUAUAUACACCUGCUCACUGUCACCCAGGUGGAUACUCAGGAGACAGAGAAGACAAUACUGACGCCACCAUUCACAGAGAGAGCGUUUGAGAGGAGGGAGGGAGGAAGAGGAGGGAAAGACUGAUAGAGGAGGAGGGAGAAAAAGAGAAAAUAGAGAGGUAGAGAGAGAGAGGUAAAGAGAGGGACGGGAAGAGAGUCAGGUGUAGCAGAACAGGUAUAGAGACACAGAUACACCCAGAGGUAGGCAGGUAGGAACUGUACGCAGGAACAGACGCCUGUAACAGGUGAGCAAGGCAGCAAUCUGGGAUCUCUGUCAUCUCUGGUGACCUACUAUACAUAACAGCAGCUUAGCGGAGGGAGAGAAGAGGCUGAAACUGAAGAAGGGUCAGCUGAAAAAAAAGACACUGCCAACCAUUAAAGGACUGAGAGACGGGAGGAAACGGGAAGUGACUAAAGAAUGUUUCAGUUCAGGACUCACAGACCCUGAACAAUCCAAAGGGAGUGCCAAUAGAGUAGAUAGGGACUGUGAGACACAGAGGCGUGCGAACGUCAGACUUUCUAAGGACUCUGACUGACAACAACCAGCAAACAGCUAGAGAGACAGUGUGUUCUCUCCUCUGCCCCCUCUAACAUGGUCUCUCUGGGGAUCCAGAUGCUGGGCAGCGCCCUGAGCCUGCUGGGCUGGGUGGGGGUCAUCCUGACCUGUAUCCUGCCCAUGUGGAGGGUCACGGCCUUCAUUGGAGCCACCAUCAUCACGUCUCAGACCAUCUGGGAGGGUAUCUGGAUGAGCUGCGUGGUCGAGAGCACGGGCCAGAUGCAGUGUAAACCAUACGACUCCCUCCUGGCCCUGUCCUCCGACCUCCAAGCCGCCAGAGCGCUCACCGUCCUCGCCAUCGCCACGGGCGCUGCCGGGCUCCUACUGGCCUUCGUCGGGGGGAAGUGCACUCGGUUUCUGGACGAGCAAGGGGGCGGGGUCAAAGAACGGGUUGCCGUGACAGCGGGCGCGGUGUUGAUCGCCACGGGGGUGCUGUGCCUGAUCCCCACUUCGUGGGCUGCUGGGGCGGUGGUGCAGGGGUUCUACAGCUCCACCACCGAUGCCCAGCGGAGGGAGAUCGGGGCGUGUCUAUACAUCGGCUGGGGGGCAUCCAUCCUUCUCAUCCUGGGAGGGGGGCUGUUCAUCAGCUCCUCCUGCCCCCUCAGGGCCCACGACGAGGAUAAGAGCCCCUCUGUUCGCUACCUGGUGGUUCGCUCUUCCAACGGAGCCGCCUCCAGCCAGGCAGCAGCCUCCCAGCACAGCAGGGGACCAUCCACAAAGUCCCAGGCCAACGACAAAAUGGCCUUUACCAGGUCUCACAGCAGCCAGGCAGCAUCUGCCAAGUCUCAGCCCUGGGGAGUGGUGAAAACCAGGCCUCCCUGGGAGGAGGACGGGCUAGGUGUGGUAGAGCAGGACUACAGGCCGGGGUCUGGGGGGAGUAAGGCACCGUCUACAAAGUCUCAGUUGAAAAGACUGGAGUCUCAGGAGAGUUUAGCAGACAAGUCUCAACCCAGUGAGGAUGAAUCCUUAAACCCAACUAAGACCUAUCUCUGAGACCACACACACACACACACACACAGCAUGGUUUAUGGAAAAUAUGGACAUUAACUAUGCCUGUGUGUACUUGUUUUGUGUGUAAAAAGUGAUAUUAGACAUUUUAAUAUUUGAUGAAGGAUAUAACUGGCACUGAAAGUUAGGUUUUCUUUUUAUUAGUUGGGUUUGUUUGUGACAUGUAAAAGCUUUUCCAUGUUUUGUUGAUGUAAUAAUGUAUGUAAAGAAAAGUCUACUUCCCUUGAUGUGAAUAUGUUUUCAGUCCCUUUAACAAUGACCAGACAUAUACAGUAAGACUAUUGAUUAGUGUUUAUAUGAAGCUUCUUGGUUCUGCAGUUUGUUUCAUAGCUUCAUUUUGACACAUUUAAAAUACCAUUUCCUCUUUCACGUGCAAAACGCAGAAUCAGUUCAAUAUGAAUUAGUAUGUGACCAGCUACGCUAUGGAAAGCCCCAGCUGGAACAAACCAGUUUGACAGAGAGUGAGUUGAGGCUGAGCUCACACCAAUGGUUUGCAUUGUGUUGGGGAGCGAUAAAAUGCUGUGUCCCGAAUGGCAUCCUAUUGCCUAUGCAGUGCACUACUUUUGACCAGGGCUCAUAGGGAAUAGGGUGCAAUUUGGGAUAGACUCCAUGAUGUUCGUGAAGGAUUCAAAUGUGAGUUUCACCAGAUCAUGGACAUGUGACGUCUGGGUUUUGUUUAUUAAAAUACGGAUGUUUUCCUGUUUACCCUGAACAAGUAUAUCUCUACCAUGAGGCGGGGAUCAAAUGUACUGUCGGCCUACAUGCUUCUAGCCUACUAAACCGAAUGUAACAAACACAAGCUCUGUUUUGCCAAAUUAGGAUGACAAUGCAGGUUUGAGCUCCCUCUGGUGUCUGGAUGGGUUUGUACAUGAACACAGUAACUCUCAUUGACUUAAAGGGUAUAUAUUAAUGAGCAGGAGAAAACCCUCAGGCCCCAAGGACUGAAUGUACAAUAUUAAUAAAUGUUUGGAACCCCU
Molecule: messenger RNA, 3588 nt
Organism: Salvelinus sp. IW2-2015
Lineage: Eukaryota; Metazoa; Chordata; Actinopteri; Salmoniformes; Salmonidae
Biological process (GO): cell adhesion; bicellular tight junction assembly
Cellular component (GO): bicellular tight junction; plasma membrane
Molecular function (GO): structural molecule activity
Source: RefSeq, a predicted model, not a curated record